Molecule: messenger RNA, 825 nt
Organism: Drosophila obscura
Lineage: Eukaryota; Metazoa; Arthropoda; Insecta; Diptera; Drosophilidae
Product: cytochrome b5
Exons: 1
Coding region: 204-596 (130 amino acids)
Cellular component (GO): intracellular membrane-bounded organelle; membrane
Molecular function (GO): heme binding
Source: RefSeq, a predicted model, not a curated record
AACAUAAGCAAAGGGCGUACCUGGCACGCGUCCAUUGUGCGAGAGUCCGUUGAACUAAUAACAACGCCCGGGCCCGGACUCAGAAGAUUCCAUUAGCGGAAACAAGAUAAAUCAUAUCGCUAUCAGACGCUUGCUAAAUUAACAGCAGCCAUAAAGCAAGGUUGCUGUUCCAACGGCAAUUCAAUCAAUUAUCGAAUACAAUUAUGUCAGAGCUGUACGAGCUGUCGGAGGUGGCCGAGCAGAAUGGCAAAAAGGGGAAACCCUGCUGGAUCAUAAUCAAGGGCAACGUCUACGAUGUGACCAAGUUCCUCAGCGAGCAUCCGGGCGGGGAGGAUCUGCUGCUCGAAUACGGCGGUAAAGAUGCCAGCAAGGCCUUCAGACAAGCCGGUCACUCGUCGGAUGCCGAGAAGGAUUUGAAGAACUUCAAAAUUGGUGAACUUCGGACCACCACGACUGCUGCUACGACGACGACGCCCAUUCAAGCGCAGCCCACGUUGAACCAGGAAAAGGAGAAGCGGGUCAGCAGUCCAGCGCCAACGGAUGAUGCGGAACCCAUGAAGAAGAGCUCUGGCUCUGGGUUCCUCUGUUGCUGCUAGUGGAUCAAUGUGGAUGUACAUUGUACAAGUGGUUACAAGUCAUAUAAUUGAUUUAUUAACAUAAGUAUAUAGUGUAAUUAACGUUUAGCUAGGAUACGACUCUCCCAUACGACUCCCAUCGGCAUUUAUAGCUAAGCAAGCAAACUCGCCAACGCACCGAAAAACCUUAGGCUAAGAAGAUCUAAGAACUCUGCUUACCUUGAUCAAAUAAAUUGCAAUUACUCAUCAG